AUGGAGAAAUGGAAUCAAACUUCCAAUGACUUCAUUUUAUUGGGCUUGUUGCCUCCUAAUCAAACUGGUCUACUUCUCCUGCUUCUUUUCAUCUUCAUGUUCUCUCUUACUUUGAUUGGGAAUUAAACCAUGAUCUCUCUCAUAUACAUGGAUUGCCGACUCCACACCCCUAUGUACUUUCUCCUCAGCCAGCUUUCUCUCACAGACCUGAUGUACAUCUCCACCACUGUGCCCAAGAUGGCGUUCAACUUCCUCUCAGGACAGAAAAGCAUCUCCUUCCUGGGCUGUGGAGCUCAAAUGUUCUUCUUCUCCAUGUUGGCAGGUUCUGAAGGCUUGUUCCUAUCCUCCAUGGCAUAUGACCGUUUUGUGGCCAUCUGCCACCCCCUCCACUAUCCCAUCCGCAUGAGUAAAGGGAUCUGUGUAAAGAUGAUCAUCGGAUCUUGGGUGUUGGGUUUCCUUAACUCCUUGGCACACAUAAUCUAUGUCCUUCACAUUCCUUACUGCAGGUCUAGAGUUAUUAAUCAUUUCUUGUGUGACAUCUCAGCCAUUUUGCCACUGGCUUGUGUGGACACUUCCAUCUAUGAGUACAUGUUUUUUGUGAGCACAAUCCUGUUUCUCCUCUUUCCUUUCCUUGGUAUCUCUGCUUCCUAUGGCAGGGUCAUUUUUGCUGUCUUCUUUAUGAGGUCAAAGGAGGGAAGGAAAAAGGCCUUCACCACAUGUUCAACACACUUAACUGUGGUGACAUUUUUCUAUGUGCCCUUUGUCUACACUUAUCUUCGGCCCAAGAAUCUCCGCUCUCCCGAAGGAGAUAAGAUUCUAGCUGUAUUCUACACCAUACUCACCCCAAUGCUCAACCCCAUAAUCUACAGCCUAAGGAACAAAGAAGUCCUGGGGGCCAUGACAAGAGUUCUAGGAAGGCUGCACAGGGUGAUAAGUACAUGUAACUCCAGGACUAGGGAAGCCGACGUCAAAGGAUUGGGCGACCAGGCCCAGCCUGAGUUAUACAGCAAAACCUUGUCAUAA
Molecule: messenger RNA, 1023 nt
Organism: Dipodomys ordii (Ord's kangaroo rat)
Lineage: Eukaryota; Metazoa; Chordata; Mammalia; Rodentia; Heteromyidae
Product: olfactory receptor 2L13-like
Exons: 1
Biological process (GO): G protein-coupled receptor signaling pathway
Cellular component (GO): membrane
Molecular function (GO): G protein-coupled receptor activity; olfactory receptor activity
Source: RefSeq, a predicted model, not a curated record